Eremothecium gossypii ATCC 10895 is the source of this 1722-nucleotide messenger RNA. It is a transcript of the gene PUT2, whose product is annotated as 1-pyrroline-5-carboxylate dehydrogenase. The transcript has a single exon. The coding region runs from base 1 to 1722 and encodes 573 amino acids. Gene Ontology annotation, cellular component: mitochondrial matrix. The record is from RefSeq and is marked provisional. Gene Ontology annotation, molecular function: L-glutamate gamma-semialdehyde dehydrogenase (NAD+) activity. NCBI's taxonomy places the organism in Eukaryota, Fungi, Ascomycota, Saccharomycetes, Saccharomycetales, Saccharomycetaceae.
AUGCUGUCUAGAUCGAGGCUAUUAGGCUACUCGGCCAGGACCAUCGCGCAGUUGUCGCGGCCAGGAUGCCCCCGGAUAAGCAACGAGGCCGUCAAGCCGUUCAGCAAGCGGGACACGCUGGACUGGGACCUGUUGCGGGCGUCGCUGUCCAAGUUCAACAACUCGUCGCUCGACGUGCCGCUCGUGAUAAACGGCGAACGGAUAUACUUCAACGACGCCGGCAAGCGUGAGCUGUUUAAGCAGGUGAACCCGGCGCGGCACACGCAGGUGCUGGCGCACGUGACGCAGGCCUCGAGGGAGGACGUGCGCGCGGCCGUGCGGGCCGCGCAAGACGCCAAGCAGAAGUGGUACGAGACGCCGUUCUACGACCGCGCAGCGGUGUUCCUCAAGGCCGCGGACCUGGUGGCCACGAAGUACCGGUACGACAUGCUCGCGGCAACCAUGCUCGGUCAGGGGAAAAACGUGCAGCAAGCGGAGAUCGACUGCAUCACGGAGCUGGCGGACUUCUUCCGCUUCAACGUCAAGUACGCGGAGGAGCUGUACCAGCAGCAGCCCGCAGAAUCGAGCCCGGGCGUGUGGAACCGCUCCGAGUACCGGCCACUGGAGGGCUUUGUGUAUGCGGUAUCGCCGUUCAACUUCACCGCAAUCGCAGGCAACCUGGUGGGUGCCCCCGCCCUCAUGGGGAACACGGUGGUGUGGAAGCCGUCGCAGAACGCCGCGCUCUCGAACUACCUGCUGCUCACGGUGCUGGAGGAGGCCGGCCUGCCCCGCGGCGUGAUCAACUUCGUCCCCGGCAACCCCGUCGACGUCACCGAGGAGGUGCUCGCGGAUAAGGCCCUCGGCGGGCUGCACUUCACCGGCUCCACGGCCGUCUUCAAGCAGCUCUACGGCAAGAUCCAGCAAGGCGUCGUCAGCGGGCUGUACCGCGACUACCCCCGCAUCGUCGGCGAGACCGGCGGCAAGAACUUCCACCUCGUGCAUCCGAGCGCAAACCUGCCCCACGCCGUGCUCUCGACGCUGCGCGGCGCCUUCGAGUUCCAGGGCCAGAAGUGCUCCGCCGCGUCGCGCCUGUACCUCCCCCAGUCGAAGGCCGACGCGUUCCUCGCAGACCUCGCCGGCACGCUCGCCGCCAUCAAGCCCGCCAACACCUCCGCGUCCAGCAUCAACGGCGGGGACCUCCACGCCUUCAUGGGCCCCGUGAUCCACGAGCAGAGCUUCGACAAGCUCGCCGCCGCCAUCGAGCGCGCGCGCACCGACCCCGAGCUCGAGAUCCUCUACGGCGGCGACCACAGCAAGAGCCAGGGCUACUUCGUCGGCCCCACCGUCGUCCGCACCUCCAACCCCCGCCACGACUUCAUGACCGCCGAGUUCUUCGGCCCCAUCCUGACCGUCUACGAGUACCCGGACGCCCAGUUCGACCAGGUCUGCGACCUCAUCGACUCCACCUCCGCCUACGGCCUCACGGGCGCCGUCUUCGCGCGCGACCGAGACGCCAUCGCCGCCGCCGACCGCCGCCUCAAGUACGCCGCAGGCAACUUCUACAUCAACGACAAGGCCACCGGCGCCGUCGUCGCCCAGCAGUGGUUCGGCGGCGCCCGCAUGAGCGGCACCAACGACAAGGCCGGCUCCCCGAACGUGCUCUCGCGCUUCGUCAGCGUCCGCAGCGUCAAGGAGAACUUCUACGAGCUCACCGACUUUAAGUAUCCCUCCAACUACGAGUAG